ACUAUCUUCGAGGAUAUUUAAACCUCUUUUGCCUUGGUUGGGUGUCGUUUUGUUUUAUUUAACUCUAUAUUUGUGUAAGUUACGGUGGAAUAAUUACCGAGUAAAUUCAACACAAAGAGUGCUUUAAACGCUUGUUUUAAAGCGACAGUGGGUAAAGUAAAAACGUAAGCGAACGCAGCCCUCCCUCCCUUCCUUCCUGGGUCACAUGCUAGUCGAGCCGGAUCAGCUGACAUCACCCAGCUUCUCUUUUUGAUUCUCUUCCUCCUCCAUCGACUGAUAGCGCUUCGUAAAACUGCAUUAUAUCGCUACCUGGGCUGUACUGGCAUCAGAUUUGAAAUUUGGGCCAAGUAGAUCUUGCUGAUCCAGCAGGUUAACCCGGUGGGUAGAUGCUACUAGAGUGGAUGAUGAACGGACACGCCAUUCUUUACACGGGGGUCACUUUGGCCUUCUGGAGCACCAUACUAAUCGUUGGGAUCUGCUACACUAUAUUUGACCUGGGAUUCCGCUUUGAUGUGGCAUGGUUCCUGACAGAGACUUCUCCUUUCAUGUGGGCCAAUCUGGGCAUUGGUUUGGCCAUCUCGUUGUCUGUGGUGGGAGCUGCCUGGGGGAUCUACGUCACUGGCUCUAGCAUUAUUGGUGGUGGCGUCAAGGCUCCACGAAUCAAAACCAAAAAUUUGGUCAGCAUUAUCUUCUGUGAAGCUGUUGCAAUCUAUGGAAUCAUCAUGGCUAUUGUCAUCAGCAAUAUGGCCGAGAACUUCAGUGGAACGACUCCUGAGACUAUUGGGGCACGAAACUACCAAGCUGGUUACUCCAUGUUUGGAGCUGGUCUGACUGUGGGCUUUUCCAACCUCUUCUGUGGCAUCUGUGUCGGCAUCGUGGGCAGCGGAGCCGCUUUGGCAGAUGCCCAGAACGCCAGCCUCUUCGUGAAGAUCCUAAUUGUGGAAAUCUUUGGAAGUGCCAUCGGCCUGUUUGGUGUCAUUGUAGCUAUUCUGCAGACGUCGAAAGUAAAGAUGGGUGACUAGAAUGUGCAUUCAAACGCUGAGAAGACAGACGCUGGAACAAAACAAAAAAGAUCGAUUAUUGUGUAAAUACAUCGUAAAUUAUUUAAAUGUCUCUAUUUGCCUGGUAUUUUUUUUUUUUUUUAACUAUCAUCCAUACAAGAGUUGGUACACCCAUGCCCUGCUCUUAAUUCUUAAGGGAAGAAGGAAAGUUGAAGAAAACAGCAUAUUUUGCAUUUCAUACCUUUUUUUUUUUUUUUUUU
This is a messenger RNA of Maylandia zebra (zebra mbuna), 1261 nucleotides long. It is a transcript of the gene atp6v0b, whose product is annotated as ATPase H+ transporting V0 subunit b. The record is from RefSeq and is a predicted model, not a curated record. Gene Ontology annotation, molecular function: proton-transporting ATPase activity, rotational mechanism. Lineage: Eukaryota; Metazoa; Chordata; Actinopteri; Cichliformes; Cichlidae. Gene Ontology annotation, biological process: proton transmembrane transport. Gene Ontology annotation, cellular component: proton-transporting V-type ATPase, V0 domain.